Molecule: messenger RNA, 4025 nt
Organism: Eublepharis macularius
Lineage: Eukaryota; Metazoa; Chordata; Lepidosauria; Squamata; Eublepharidae
Gene: AOC1
Product: amine oxidase copper containing 1
Exons: 5
Coding region: 139-2373 (744 amino acids)
Biological process (GO): response to antibiotic; amine metabolic process
Cellular component (GO): plasma membrane
Molecular function (GO): copper ion binding; primary methylamine oxidase activity; diamine oxidase activity
Source: RefSeq, a predicted model, not a curated record
GCCCCCUUUCAGCAACCAGGGCCUCUCCCCCUUUUCAGGCAUGAUAAGGGCUGCCUGCGGGAGAAGUCUUCCGUGCAGGAGGGGAACCUCUCCCAGGAGGCGGCAUCCAGGAGCCAGCUCACAGGCGCAGAAGUCAAGAUGCGGCCCACCUGCCUGGUCAUCGCAGCUGCCUUGCUCAGCCCUCUGCUGGGGGCUGCCUCUGGUUCUCUCCCCCAGUCCCAGAAAGCAGCAUCCAUCUUCUCCGACUUGACUCCCGAGGAACUGCAGGCCGUCCGAAGCUUCCUAAUGAACUGCCCGGAACUGGGGCUCCAGCCAAACAGCAGGGGUACCCUGUCCAAGAACAGCCUCUUCCUGGUGGAACUCCAGGCCCCCAGGAAAAGUCAGGCCUUACGCUACCUGGAUUUCGGUGGGUCCCGCCCAAGACGCCUGGCCCGAGCUGUGGUAUUCUUUGGUGCUGAAGCCAAGCCGAAUGCCACCGAGUACAUUGUGGGACCUCUGCCUACCCCCACUUUUUACCGACGUUCUGGCCAACCCGUGGCCUAUGCUUCACGGCCCAUGACGCAGCUGGAGCACCGGCUGCUUCACAGCCAACUGCGGGUCUCCCUGGCCCCCCUAGAGCAGUUCCUGCAGGACGUCUCCGGCUUUGGGCUUGAGCAGUGCGGAGGGCGGUGCUUGACCUUCACAGAUGUGGCCCCCCGCGGUCUGGAGCCAGGCGAGCGUCAAACAUGGAUUAUGCUGCAGAGGGAGGUGGAGGGCUUCUUUCUACAUCCCGUAGGUCUGGAACUCCUGAUUGAUCACAGAGCUCUGGAUCCCGACGCCUGGAAGGUGCAGAAAGUCUGGUACAACGGGCAGUAUUUUGACAGCCCCGAGGAGCUGGCUGAGCAAUACGCACAGGGCCAGGUGGAAACAGUGGCGCUACCCAAGCAUCCGGAGCACAGCCUCUUCUCCACCUUUGUUCCCCGUGGGAACUUCACCACAGGCCCCCCUACAGAUGUGCACGGGGCCAAAAUAUGCGAACCGGAUGGCCAUCGCUAUGACGUGCGUGGCAACCUGCUCCAGUACAGUGGCUGGAGCCUGGCUUUCCGGUUGCGCUCCUCCACUGGUCUGCAGCUGUUCGACGUGCGCUUCAAUGGCGAGCGCAUUGCCUACGAACUGAGUGUGCAGGAGGCCGUCGCAUUCUACGGCGGGAUCACGCCAGCUGCCAUGCAGACGAAAUACAUUGAUGUUGGGUGGGGGAUGGGCUCCGUCACCCAUGAGCUGGCUCCUGGAGUCGACUGCCCGGAGGUGGCCACCUUCCUGGAUGCCUAUCACAUGUAUGAUGUCGACGGGCCUGUCCGCUACCCUCGUGCCAUCUGCGUCUUUGAGAUGCCCACUGGGGUGCCCAUGAGGCGCCAUUUUGACAGCAACUUCCAUGGUGGUUCCAACUUCUAUGGCGGCCUGGAGGGUCAUGCGCUUGUGCUGCGCACCACUUCCACUGUGUAUAACUAUGACUACAUCUGGGACUUCUUGCUUUUCCCCAAUGGUGUGCUGGAGACCAAGGUCCACGCCACUGGCUAUGUCCACGCCUCCUUCUACACACCCGAGGGCAUCCGAUAUGGCAGCCGUAUCCAGGCCCACGUGCUGGGCAACAUGCAUACCCACCUGGUACACUACAAGGUCGACUUGGAUAUUGCAGGCACUGGGAAUAGCUUUGAGACCUUGGACCUCAGUUUUGAAGACCUGCCCGUUCCUUGGAAGGCCAGCGAGCGCCUGGUGCAGCCUUUCCUGGAGCGGCAGCCGCGCCUCCGGGAGCGCCAGGCAGCCUUUCCCUUUGGCAAGCCGCUGCCUCGUUACCUCCUUUUCUCCAACCCCACGAAGAACAACUGCUGGGGCCACCAGCGCAGUUACCGCAUCCAGCCCAACUCCCACGGCCACCGCAUCCUGCCACGCAACUGGAAGGAGGAGAGAGGGGUCUCCUGGACCAGGUACCACUUAGCAGUGACUCGGCACCACGAGAAGGAGGACACCAGCAGCAGCAUCUACAUCCAGAACAACCCCUGGCAGCCCACUGUGGCCUUCGAGAACUUCCUCCAGGAUGACGAGAGUCUUGACACCCAGGACCUGGUGGCCUGGGUGACGGUGGGCUUCCUUCACAUCCCACACUCAGAGGACGUCCCCAACACCUCCACGCCUGGCAACGCAGUGGGCUUCUUCCUGCGCCCCUUCAACUUCUUUGACGAGGACCCCUCCGUGGCAUCCCGCCGGACCGUCAUUGUCCGUCCCAACAAGUCUGCCGUCAACAAGGUGACCGUUCAGCGCUGGACACCAGACCGCCCUAGGAGCUGCAUUUCAGACAGGCCCUUCAGCUAUGACGGCACAUACUCCCAGGUGUAGCUCCUUCUCAGCAAAAGCGGGGGGGCCCAACACCUACCUGUGGGGCAGGCCCAGUUUCCGGGGCUGGGCAAAGCUCAGAGACCAGCAACAGCACUGACAAUUGCGUGUGCAAGACACCCAGCACAGCUCGAACGCUUCCGCUGCAGGUAGAAUUUCCCCUUGCCACAAGAGAGGCAGAUCAGCUGACAGGCAACCCGAGCAAUGCUAUUGGGCACAGCCAAUUUCUUAAACCAUAUUUGAGGCUACUUUGGCAGACUUUACACAAUAAAGUCUAUUUGUGUGUAAUGUGCUGUCAAGUCACCUCCGACCUAUGGCGAUCCUAUGAAUGAAAGGCCUCCCAAACGCCCUAUCGUUAACAGACUCGCUCAGAUCCUGCAAACUGGAGGGCGUGGCUUCUUUUACUGAGUCCAGCCCCUCUCAUUUUGGGUCUUCCUCUUUUCCCGCUGCCUUCCACUUUUCCCAGCAUUACUGGCUUUUCCAGAGAAUCUUGUCUUCUCAGGAUGGGACCAAAGUAUGAUCGCCUCAGUUUUGUUAUUUUAGCUUCUGGGGGAAUUAAUGUGAUUUGAUCUAGGACCCACUUAUUUGUCUUUUUGGCUGUCCGUGGUAUCCGCAAAACUCUCCUCCAGCACCACAUUUCAAAUGAAUCAAUUUUCUUCCUGUCGGCUUUCUUUACCAUCCAACUUUCACAUCCGUACAUAGUAACGGGGAAUACCCUAGUUUGGAUUAUCCUGAUCUUGGUUCCCAGACAGAGGUCUUUUAUCAUCUUUCGGGAUCUUCUCUCGCUCCCUCACAGCUGCUCUUCCUAGACCACCGGGUUGCUGAAGCCAAUGAGCAGCAGUAGAUUCCCAGCAGGCACAAGGAAGUGAGUCCUCACAAGACACAAAUUUAACACAUGGAACUCUGUCGGCUGAGGACACUUAGACCAAUGCAGGGUGGAGGAGGGUCCAUCAACCACAAUCAGCCACGUGCUGAAGCACUGGCUGCCCCGUGGGAUGGAAGGGGGGCUCCCCUGAGGCCAUCGAGCUGGACUCUGCUGGGCUCGAUGGACGGGAGGUCUGUUUGUGCAGGGCUGCCGGUUGUUCCUGGAAGGUACUUCUGUGAAUGUGGCUCCAAGUGUUCUUUGCCUCCGUCCUGCAUUUGGCCUAAAACCUGCACCCCCACCCCUCCCCAUGCUCCUUUUUAUCCGUUAAAUCGUUUGAUGGGGGGUGCUGGGUUCAAUGCCCCUUUCCGAUGUGGGCUCCCAUCCCCGUUUCCUUAAGGUAUUAUCCUCAUCAUGGGGUCAGGCUCAGCUGUCGCUCUGCGAAGCCAGAAUCUAUCAACCUACCUUACAGGGCUGGUGUGAGACUUAAGAUGAAGACGGCAAGUAAGAAUGCAGCGUAAUGCAUUCUAUUGGUCAUAAAGCUGUACGCAGGAGGCCAGGGUGCCUCAUCUUUCAGCAAAACGCACCAGCAAUGUUUCAAAAGGGCUUAUUUGGGUGGGGUGGGGAAUGAAUGUGUCCUGAACCCAGGCAACGGCAUGUUGCUACCCCAAAUUGCGGUCUGUUGCACAAAUGAGUUGCAUAUAACUCCGCAUUAAAUUAAUGAGGUGUCAGCGUUCUUAAAUGCCUCUUAAUUAUUAUACGCAAUGGUUGGAAAUACAAAAUAAUGCUUUGA